This is a messenger RNA of Meleagris gallopavo (turkey), 1203 nucleotides long. NCBI's taxonomy places the organism in Eukaryota, Metazoa, Chordata, Aves, Galliformes, Phasianidae. The record is from RefSeq and is a predicted model, not a curated record.
CCGGGAUUUUGUUUUUAAAGGCAUCGAUCGGGAGAUGCGGGCAGAAAUUGCUGCUGCUGCUGGGGCCGGGAGCUGAGCACCUCCGGAGCAAACCGGGAGCAGCUGAACUUUGGCGCUGGGAAAGAUUCAUUUCUCCUCCGUAAACACUUUGGGGACGACCACAGCGCAUCAUCGCACACCCAGCGCUGCAGCACCCGGUGCUGGAGAGACACUGGGGGGUUCCUCUCUCACCAAGGACGGACACCUGUGUAAGGAGCUGGGGAAGGGCAAUUCAUCUUUCUUUUCCAGAUGACUGCAAAUACCGAAAGGAUCGUGGCUCUCUGCUUUCCAUCAGCAAGUGGCAUUAGGGAGAGGCAGAGGAAUGGAAAUGAUGUUGCUCCAAUUCAUCCCAGCAUCUACUUUUUCCCAAGGGACUCCAUGCCCAUAGGGGUUUGCUGCAUGCAUGUCCAGCAGUGAGGACAGCAGUACCACAGAUGCAUCCCAACUGGAUCAUGUAAGAAUUUGAUACUGAGAAACCCACCCCAGUGAGACUUUCUCUGCCUGAAGUAUAUGGUUUGGUGUAAGCACAGCAAUUUUUGCCUAUUUCUCUCCCUUUUCCAUCUCUUGGGCUUGGAGAUCUCUGCCCUCAUUGCAACUAUGCUCAUUUGCAACAUCAGUGCCAUCAAAGAUUGGAGCACUUUCCUCUCUCAGAUCCUCCCCAGCGUGAACAAGACCCUGAACUUGGUGCAGCAAGUGGAGGCCACUACCAGCUCAGUAGUGAGCGUCCUGCAGGACCCCGAGCAGGACAGCUACCUGGCCAACAGCCAGCCCAUGAACUCCAGCAACUUCACGGCCGGCCUAGACCACUUGUUUCAGUACUCUUACUCCGACAAUGACCAGCUGUACAAGGAGUACAAACCCCCUCCUCGCGACGCCAUCCCUCUGCCCAAGGCUGUCCUCUACCUCCUCAUGGCAGCCCUGGUGGUGGUGGCAGUGGCAUACGCCAUUGUUGGGCACCUCAUCAAGGACCUCAUUCAUGACUUUAUAGAUUGGAUCUUCGGCCCCAACCCAGAUGACAACAGCAACAAAAGCGACGUCAACUGCAUCACCAGCAGUGUCAAUGAGAUGAGCGAGAUGCCCGAGGUGCUGCGCCAUCAUGACCGCCAGCCCCAGGAUGUGGUCAUCGCCAUCAGCGAGACCUGCCACCUGCCACAGCAGACAUGA